Molecule: messenger RNA, 4176 nt
Organism: Haplochromis burtoni (Burton's mouthbrooder)
Lineage: Eukaryota; Metazoa; Chordata; Actinopteri; Cichliformes; Cichlidae
Gene: gba3
Product: glucosidase, beta, acid 3
Exons: 5
Coding region: 531-1940 (469 amino acids)
Biological process (GO): carbohydrate metabolic process
Molecular function (GO): hydrolase activity, hydrolyzing O-glycosyl compounds
Source: RefSeq, a predicted model, not a curated record
GUUGCUCUGCUUGACUGCAAAAUAGACUUUUACUAAUUUACCAAGCUGGCAACAGCCUUUGAUUUUAUCGCAACCCUCGACUCAUUCUUGCGGUGCUUUCAGGUGCACCUCGGAUUUCAUUUCCUCAUUUCUUAAUCCCACAUUCCUGCCCUAAAUUGUGAACAUGAAAAGACCGAAUCCCGUGAACUAAUGUGUUUUUGAUUUAUUAUUAUUUAAUAACAGCAUUAAGCUAGUAUUACAGUAGUGGCAUUGUGGAAAAAAGCAAAAUCCAGCGAGAUAAUUAUCCUCGGAGUUUCCCGUACUGGAUGAAAUCUUCUGUACGUGACUUACGAAACGUCACAUCUCGCAGUAGUUCCUGGUCUGUGGACGUUAAUGGCUGCGAUGCCACAUGAAACAAAAACAAAACAAAACAAAAAAACGUCCGCUUUGUAGGGAGACAAAUCGCUUUGUGUAUUAAAUUUAAGAGAGAUAAAAGCAUAACGCGCUAAGAUAUAGGAACACCUUUGUUUCAGCGUCCUAAUGCACAAAACAUGUUCCCACGUGACUUUGCAUGGGGAGCGGCGACGUCUGCGUAUCAAAUAGAAGGUGGCUGGCAAUCGGACGGCAAGGGACAGAGUAUCUGGGACACAUUUUGUCAUGAGAAAGGCAGAGUGUUUGGGGACCAGAAUGGAGAUGUGGCCUGCAACAGCUAUGAGCUGUGGGAGAAAGACCUGGAGUGUAUCCAGCAGCUUGGGCUGACGCACUAUCGCCUGUCUUUCUCCUGGGCCCGCCUCCUGCCUGAUGGGACCACGCAACAUGUCAAUCAGAAAGGUGUGCAAUACUACAACAAAGUGAUUGAUGAUUUGCUAACCUCAAAUGUCUCACCGAUGGUUACCCUUUACCACUUUGACCUGCCUCAAGCUCUGCAAGACCAGGGAGGCUGGAAAUCACCUGGUAUAGCCAGUCUCUUUGACAAUUACGCUCAGUUUUGUUUCCAAACAUUUGGGGACCGUGUCAAACUUUGGAUCACUAUCAAUGAGCCACAAGUGUGCGCCAAACUGGGACACGAAGACGGCAUCCAUGCCCCAGGGUUAAAAGAGAAAGGCACUGCUGCCUACCUGGUAGGACACAACAUGCUGCGGGCCCACGCCAUGGCCUGGCACAGCUACAAUUCUCGCUACAGGUCAGAGCAGAAAGGUGCCGUGUCUAUUGCCCUCAACAGCGACUGGUGUGAGCCAUUAAACCAAGGUUGCCCCAAGGACAUUGCUGCUACUGAACGUGACCUUGCAUUUAAACUGGGAUGGUUCGCCUGGCCCGUGUUUGUUACCGGUGAUUAUCCAGAAAUAAUGAGAUCUGCUAUAGACGCUCAAAGUAGGAAGCUAGGAUACAAUGCAGCCUCAAGGCUCCCCAGUUUCUCCAAGGAUGAAUCUGCCAUUCUGGGAACUGCCGACUUCUUUGCGUUGAACUACUACACGUCUCGCAAAGUCAAACCAGGAGGAGGUUGUGAAAAGAUGUUGUGUAUAAAGGGAGACCAAGAUACAGAGGAAGUUUUGGAUUCAUCCUGGCCCGUCAGUGGACUGUCCUGGCUGGCUGUAGUGCCAGAUGGCUUGAGGAAACUCCUAAAGUACAUUAAGGACACUUUUAACAACCCCGCGAUCUACAUUACAGAGAAUGGUUUCUCUCAGGUGGGGCCACUGCAGAUCGAGGAUGCCCAGCGCUGUGUGUAUUACAAGGACGCCAUCUCAGAAGUGGCAAAAGCUAUACAAGAAGAUGGGAUCAACGUCCGUGGAUAUUUUGCAUGGUCUCUGAUGGAUAACUUUGAAUGGGCCGAUGGAUUCAGCGUUCGUUUUGGCUUAUUCCACGUGGACUUCAGUGAUUUGAAGCAGAGUCGAACUCUGUACCAAUCUGGACGGGAAUAUGCAAAAAUCAUCUCAAAAUCCCGAUCUGGCCAGUCUAAAUAAGAGUAGCUGGAAAAAAUGUGCGUUACUAUGUGAAUUAUGAACAUGCUUUUGCUUUCAAGAACUGGAGUCAAGAAUCCAGAUUUAUUUUUUUAAGUAUUGCCUAUGAAUUCUUUUGUAGUUUAACAAAAACAGCUGGUGAAUUGUCUCAGGAGUAUAAUUUCUCACUCGCCUUUAUGAUGUGAAGACAGGGACAAAAUAAGGUUAUGUUAAUUCGGUGGUAUUUAAAUCGGUAUUCUAUCCUGCCAAAUCCCAACUCAUUGCAGGUAAGGAAGGUUUAUACAGAACCAGCGAGCUGUAAGGCCCUGCAAUCGCUUCAUGGGGCUGGAGAAGAACUUAUGAAGAACCGAACAAUAAUAACGGCAUUAUCACUGUGAAUGACUUUAUUGUGCGUACAUGUAUUAUGUGAAAGCUGACCUGUUCUGGCGGUCUGUUUACAUAUUUAAGAUCUUAUCUUUAGCUUAAAUCUACCAGCAAGAGUCACGUGACUGGAAUCUGCAAGAUAUCUUGCAUUAAUGUCUUGAAUUGUUCUCUGAAUAGUUGUGAUUCACUAAAAGGUUGAAGGUCUGUAGCUGUAGUGACACAGGUAUGGGAAAACAUGCUCUGCAGUUUCACUUUGUGAUGUGAAAGGCUGUUUCUUGUUUACAGACGUAACGGACAUAGUGCACAUGCCCACAUGACGAUAACAGUACCUGAGGAAUGACAGAGAAACCACAGUCUCCACAGUUGCAUUCCUUACAAUUGCAGGCAAUUUUAAAGCGCUAUAAGCAGUGUCAGUAUGAGCAAUAAUGUGAUUAUAUCAAUGAAAGUAGUGGUUUUAUGACCGCAAAUUGUCUCAGUGAGCUCACUGAAGACGGCGUCGAGACAAAGGAACGCGCGGAAAUAAAGCCUUUUUCAGUGACACAUCAAAGCCCACAGCUUACAUUUAUUUGGAAUAAAGACUGAUUGAGCAGAUGCUUCACUUCUUUGACAAGAUUAAACAAAUACCGUAGUUUAGCUGCUGUGGGGGAAACAGGUAUAAUUAGUAACCCCUUUUCUAACCACCUGCCCUAUCAAUGGAAAGGAUGCGACAUAAGACAAAAUGCAGUACUCAUCCUAGUUAUGAUAAUGUCAUCUGGGUGCAUAAAGAGCAUUUCAGCACACUCAGAAGGCGUGCCAGCUGAAAGCAACAGAUGUCCUGCCACAGGAAGUGAGCAUAAUACAAUUUGUGUUCCCCGGACAGCUGUGCAAAUGAACUACUUUUAGAGGGAAAAACCAAACAAGGAAAACACCCUGAGGCAGUCUGCUGAUUCAUUGCCGUGGUUAAGGUUAAGGAUUAUUUGGAUGCUGUAUUGAGCAAACUAUACUGCUAUGGAGCUUAAUGAGGGGCUUAAUGAGCGCUGCUGAAUUUCAGGUUUUGUACUGCGGGUGUGUACAUGUAUCUGAUCCAGCUACACACCUGUGAAGGGGAGGACAACCGGAGAAGAAGAGCAGUUUAACAGCAUCUGUUUGUGAGCCUGCAGUGCCACCUCGUGGUGCACAGUUGUAGUACAGCGUGUACGGCUUUUUAUGUGGCAUGCAGUGAUGUGCUACUCUCAUUAAUAAAGCGCAUGCUGUUGGCUUAACAAACAAGUGAAGGAGCUUUUUAACUACAAUACAUCAUAUAUUUAAUACAAUUAAUAUUUAUGCUCCGACGUGAAGGAAAACGUCAUUUAUAUACUGUGUUGGGAGACUUUGUUUGCAUUAAUAAGCAUUGUGUAUCGCGACAUCCAGUUGCCUGUGCUUACUGUUCUCAACAGAUGUGAAUAAUACCCUCGUGGCCCUCCUCCAUCUAUGUCAAGCCGAGUGAGAAUCUCCUUUGUCUUCUGAUGAAUAACAAGCUAUUGUGGAAACAUGAAUAAUGCCACUGCCGCUCGGAUUAGAGCUUCUUUGCAGGCUGCUUUUGAGCACAAGCUUGAAGCACAUUUCAUAGCAUCUGACAAAGUUCACGCGCGGUGGUCUUGACGGAGCGGAAAACGUUGAACUCGUCAGGUGCAAACACACAGCUCGAUUCCAGGUGAAAUUUCUCUCACCCGGAUAAAAAACAAACAAAAUCAGAAGUGAGGGAAGUUUGAAUCAUAUUUCCCAUGAUUCCUCACUGCAGCCCAUGGGCAACACAAUUCCCAGCUAAGAGUUGAUUAGUAAUUCCAGCACCUGUCUCCCAGUAUUGAUGGAUUCCAUCUUCCUUUAUCACGGCGUCGAGCUAGCUGCACGGCUGAAA